AGUGAAACGAAAUCUCUCAACUGUUUCAACUCACAGACAGACAGACAGUCAAUUGCCAGAACCCGGUCAAGUUUCGCGCGAAGUCUUAUCACCGCUCAUACGUGUCCGUAUGCUCCACGGAUGUACAUAAUACUCAUCCUUCUGGACCAUUGAAUAAUAGAGCUGAACUGAUAAUCUUUCGCACUUCACCGACCGACCGUCGGCCCGGGAUCACCAAUCGAAACGAACGAAGCUGCUGUCCAAAUUAAAGCUCCAUCUGAUGUUAUCAGCUGCUGCCUGCUAACCAAUUCAUCGUUGACGAGCUGCUUGCUCUUGGUUACCGGAGUGUGAAACUCAUUGAAAUCUCAACCUCGCGCAGUGAUAUUAUAGCAACCAAUCAGUCCGGGAGCAACCGCUCGGGAUCCAACCUUGGGACCCUGAAAGUUACAUAAUCCGCUCUGAACGUGGUGUCCAGCAAAGUUCCACCCAGCGAAAAAAGGUGUGUUGGAAAAGUUCAAGCCUAUCCUUACACGUAUUAUUCAAAGUGCAGUGCAGUGCAGUUUAGGUUUGUGGAGGAAUAUAUAAUUUAAUAAGCACCUAUAUCGAAUAAAAAAAAAGUAUUGACUGCCGCAAGUGGAAAGGUCGAAUUCAUUAUUUAGAUUUUGUGGUGUUCAUUCGAUCCAGUAAACCCGAAAUAGAAAAUCACUAUUCAUUCAACAGUGUGUUCUAACAUUUUUCAAAGUGUCAUUUAUAAAACUUCCAAUCCAGUAGCCUGUUUGUGAUUGCAUUUAUAUUUAAACGGUGAAGAGAACAACAAACAUGUCGUCACUACCUCGCGUCAACCUGGACGAACCGCGAUACGACCAGAGUACCUACCUUAAUCGAGCUAAGCAUUUUCUGAUUGUGACCAAUCCGCUGAAUGUGUUCGCCACCGAGGAGCAGCUGGACCGGGCGGCCCGGAUCGUUAAGGAUUAUCGCGCCGGCAAACCGGUCAAGGACGUGACCUCGGUGGACGAACUAUGGGCCGCCAAGUACCUGUACGACAGCGCAUUCCACCCGGACACCGGCGAAAAGAUGCUGCUGAUUGGCCGCAUGUCCGCCCAGGUCCCGAUGAACAUGACCAUCACCGGGUGCAUGAUGACCUUCUACAAAUCGACUCCGGCCGUCAUCUUCUGGCAGUGGAUCAAUCAGUCGUUCAACGCCCUGGUCAACUAUACGAACCGAUCGGGCAAGUCUCCGAUCAGCCAGGAACAGCUGCUGACCUCGUACUGCAUGGCCACUGGUGGUGCCCUGGUGACGGCUCUGUCCCUCAACCGGCUCGUACGGAAUGCAGCACCACUUGUUGGACGUCUCGUUCCGCUGGCAGCCGUUGCCGCCGCGAAUUGUAUCAACAUUCCGCUGAUGCGUAUGCAAGAACUCCAAAAUGGCGUCACCCUGAUCGAUGAGGAUGGCAAGGAGCUGGGCCAAUCGAUGCGUGCCGCUAAGGAAGGCAUCGCCGCCGUCACCUUCAGUCGAAUUCUGAUGGCUAUGCCUGGCAUGGUCUUUACCCCGGUGCUGAUGAAUACCCUGGAGAAGCGUGGCUUCCUCAAGCGCUUACCGUGGGCCAACGCUCCCAUCCAGACGCUGUUCUGCGGCUUCUGUCUGACGUUUGCCACUCCGCUGUGCUGUGCCCUGUUCAGUCAGAAGGCUUCCAUCAAGGUCGACAGCCUGGAGGGGGAUGUGCGUGAGAAGAUUCGAAAGGAACGCCCGGAACUGCAGGUCGUCUACUACAACAAGGGACUGUAAGAAGCAGAUCGGGAAAGGUAGCUGGACACUACAGGAAGUGUAGUUAGAAUUUCAUUUGAAACGUGCAGGGACAAUAAGUGGUAGCUCGAUACCACACCUACAUACAUCGUUUGAUUGGGUUGCUGCGUUUCGAUUUGCGUUUUAGUAAUCUUAAGAGAAAUAGUUUGAUAGUUAAACUUCAAUGUAAUUGUUCCUCGGAUUGCCACAGAGAGCCAUCUAAGUCAUUUCCAGCAAUUCGACAGAUUUCCCAGUAGACUGAGUUUAUUGAGUCUUACAUAGCACAUGCAGAGGAAACAGGUUCCAUUCCAAAUACGUAUGCAUUACAACUCAACUUUUCAGAAAGACAUAUUUACAAUAGUUUUGUAGGGAAUGCGACAAUAAACGGAGUAGUUUCCAUCAACCAUAUUUUUGUCAGUUUCGUUAUAUUAAAUGAUGUGUCUGGAAUCCGUGUCAGAAAAUAUGUGUAGCACAAAUAAAGUGAAACGGCAAAGAGAAUA
Ochlerotatus camptorhynchus is the source of this 2261-nucleotide messenger RNA. It is a transcript of the gene Sfxn1-3, whose product is annotated as Sideroflexin-1-3. Gene Ontology annotation, molecular function: monoatomic ion transmembrane transporter activity. NCBI's taxonomy places the organism in Eukaryota, Metazoa, Arthropoda, Insecta, Diptera, Culicidae. Gene Ontology annotation, biological process: serine import into mitochondrion; monoatomic ion transport. Gene Ontology annotation, cellular component: mitochondrial inner membrane. The transcript is spliced from 5 exons. Bases 799 to 1764 code for a protein of 321 amino acids. The record is from RefSeq and is a predicted model, not a curated record.